Molecule: messenger RNA, 2079 nt
Organism: Populus nigra (black poplar)
Lineage: Eukaryota; Viridiplantae; Streptophyta; Magnoliopsida; Malpighiales; Salicaceae
Product: lysM domain receptor-like kinase 4
Exons: 1
Coding region: 84-1961 (625 amino acids)
Biological process (GO): protein phosphorylation
Molecular function (GO): ATP binding; protein kinase activity
Source: RefSeq, a predicted model, not a curated record
UCCAGUGAAGCUGAGUUUCAAAGUUCACACUCUCUCAUUUCAAUUUUUCAAAUCUGCAAGUCUUUUGAAAAGUGUCAUCCAACAUGAAUCAGCUUCUUCUGAGUCUCCUAUUUUUGUUCUAUUUAUCUCCAAAUCUCCAUGCCCAACAAAGUUAUUCAGGAAACGCGGUCAUGGAUUGUGAUAACAGCGAUGCGGGUCCAUCUCCAGCUUUUCUCUACACCUGCAACGGCAAGAAUCGAUCCUGCCAAGCCUUUCUCAUCUACAAAUCUCAGCCUCCUUAUAACACAAUCUCUAGUAUUUCAAACCUCCUGUCUGCAGACCCACUUGAGCUUGCUCGCAUCAACAAUUUCUCAAGCUCAGCUGUCUUCCCAACAGAUAAAGAGGUAAUAGUUCCUGUACUUUGCUCCUGCUCAGGGAAAUACUAUCAGGCCAACACCUCUUACACAAUUCCAAGUAAUUAUGAUACAUAUUUUACAAUUGCCAACUACACUUUUGAGGGUUUAGCAACUUGUAGCUCUCUUAUUCACGAAAACAAUUACAGCGAAUUUGGCUUGGAUAUUGGUAUGGAACUGCAGGUGCCACUUAGAUGUGCUUGUCCUACAAGCAAUCAAACCAAAAAUGGCACAAAGUAUCUAUUAAGUUACUUGAUCAGUUGGGGUGAUGAAGUUCGUAAUGUCAGUAGGAGAUUCAAUGCGAGCACAAACAGUGUAACCUAUGCAAAUGGGUUCACUGAAGAUAAUCCAACUGUUUUUCCUUUUACCACUAUUCUUAUUCCACUGUCAAAUCAACCUUCAAGCUCUCAAACCAUAAUUCACUAUCCACUACCGCCUAAUUCUUCUCCUUCCAAUCCAUUUCAUCGGAUCGAGAGACCAGGUAAGGGAUCUCAAAGAACAAUCACAAUUGGAAUUUCCUUGCUAGUCAUGUCCUUCAUUUUAUCUAUGGUCUUGUUGCUUUACAAAAAGAAAUUAUGUGGAGCGCGGAAGGAUGGAAAGGAGAAAAAUAUAUUAUCUAUGUCCGAAGAAUUCCGACAUCGCGUUGCUGAGGUAGAUCAGGGGUUGAAAAUCUACAAAUUUGAGGAGCUAAGGGUGGCAACCAAAGAUUUCAGCACCGAAAAUAGGUUGAGUUGUUCCGUCUAUCAAGGGGUACUCGGUGGACAAGUAGUAGCGAUAAAAAAGACGAGCAAAGAUGUAUCUAAUGAGGUGAUUUUUCUGAGAAAGACUAACCACUUCAAUUUAAUAAGGCUUUAUGCUGCGUGUAAGCAUCAGGAGGGUUUCUACCUUAUCUAUGAGUUUAUGGAGAAUGGUUCUUUGAGAGAUUGGCUCUGCAGAAAGGAUUGUCUUGAAGUUCAAAGUUGGAAUUUUAGGAUUCAGAUUGCCUUGGAUGUUGCUAAUGGGCUUCACUAUCUUCACAACUUCACUGAUCCUAUAUGUGUGCACAAGCGCAUCUGUAGCAGCAAUGUUCUACUCAACAGACAUUUAAGGGCUAAAAUUGCUAACUUCAGCUGUGCAAAUUCAGCAAAGCAAGAAGAAUACAUGAAUUCUUCAAUGAGGUUGGCGUUGGGGGAAAAAGGUUACAUGGCUCCUGAGUAUAUAGAAUAUGGCUUGGUGGCUCCUGAGAUUGAUGUAUAUGCUUUCGGGGUUGUUCUGCUGGAAUUAGUAACUGGAAAGGAAGCAGUUUUUAUACAGGAUGAAGAAGAAAUGCAAUUAUCGGAAGCAAUAAUUUCAAUUAUGGAGGAAGAUGAUGGAGAAGCUGAACUUGGUGGCCUUGUAGAUCCUUGUCUGAUGGAGAAGUGUAGUAUGAAACUUGUCCUGCGACUGGUGAAGUUGAGUCUAGCCUGCUUGGAACAAGAACCAGAAAGUAGACCAAGUAUGGGUGAACUAGUCUCCUCACUUUUGAAGAUUCAAGUUGAUGUACAGAAAUCAGAACCAUAUUUGUGGAGGGGGGGUCAAUUUCUGAUGUAAAUGUUGACCUAUAUAGUGUUCAAUUGACAGAUGCAGUAGCAUAUAUACUUUUACUUUACAGUUCUAUUAUGUUAUAGAUUGAAAAUAAGCCAGAAUAUAAACUCAUUAUGAGGUUAAA